Exophiala bonariae is the source of this 1908-nucleotide messenger RNA. RefSeq lists its product as uncharacterized. Gene Ontology annotation, biological process: interstrand cross-link repair. Lineage: Eukaryota; Fungi; Ascomycota; Eurotiomycetes; Chaetothyriales; Herpotrichiellaceae. Gene Ontology annotation, molecular function: single-stranded DNA 5'-3' DNA exonuclease activity. The transcript has 2 exons. Gene Ontology annotation, cellular component: nucleus; mitochondrion. The record is from RefSeq and is a predicted model, not a curated record. Bases 1 to 1908 code for a protein of 635 amino acids.
AUGUCCAAUUUUCCCGAGCAGUCUACAUAUCACAAACUGCAAGUGCAAGUCGUUGCAGCACAGGCAGACGACAAGACAAACUUGGAAUACGAUGACGAUGAAUUCAGUGACUUUGGAGCUGAUCCAGAAGAACUUGCCUUGAUCGAACAUCUUCUACAAGAAGCGAUUGCGAAACAGUCUACCUCGACUCAAACUGUGUCCCUGGCAAUUACAGACAUCGAAGACUAUGAAUUACCGCGCAGCCCCAACUUGCCUGAGGUGCUUGACCUCCAAUCUGCUCAGCAAUGGAAUCAUUCAAGCCAGAUCAAAGAUCAGGAAUACCAGUCAAGCCUGGUCGAGAUCAUAUGCGACGAGAGUGCUGCAGUAUUAACCAACACUGAAGACAAAAAGGACCGGACCCCCGAACCAAACGGUGAUUCAUCUCGUCCCUUGGACAGAAAUCCAGCAGAGCCAACAACACCACUGAAUGAUACGAGGUCUCCCCUCGAACGAUUCAGACGUCCUCCCAAGAAACCUUUUUCUGUCACAGACCUCACUUCCCCCGCCUGGUGUGAGCUACAAUAUUUCUAUACAAUCAGCAGUAAGACUGGGCGCAAGAAACCCACUUCGGCUAUGAAGAAAGGAACCAAAGUUCACAAAGUUCUGGAAGAAGAAGUUCAUGUGACUGUCCCUGUGACGAUCACGAAAAAGGAAGACAGUUGGGGCCUUAGGCUGUGGAACAUAAUACAUGGUCUGAAGACCUUGAGAGAGACUGGCAGAACUCGUGAGUUCGAGGUCUGGGGAACAGUGGGUGGUGAACUUGUCAAUGGUGUCAUUGAUGAGCUGAGCUACGAUUGUCCGGAUCCCAAACUUGAGGAGCAGAGUCUCAAAUCAAUGGGAAAACAAGACAAUGAACCUCCCAUGCCUGGGUAUCAGGCAAGUAUAAGGGAAUACCUGAUCUUGAGCGAGCAUCGUGAACAGGGACAGUCAAUUGCAGAUGCUCUCACAAUGAAGACCACCCGAGAUGUACAGCCUUCCAACAAUGCAGCUCGCGAUAGACGAAUUUACAUCACUGAUGUCAAGACUCGAGGAGUUUCGUCUUUGCCUUCUGGCUCAAGCAUUCGACCUACAAUUGUCCAGCUUCACCUUUAUCAUCAUCUGUUGGAGAACUUUGCCCAGGGAAAUUUUCCACUCGAACACUUGUCAUCACGGUUCAACUUUGACGUCAACGAGACAUUCUCGGACUCAUUCAUUGCACAAAUCGGAAAUCUCAACCAAGAAGCCUUCGACCUCGUGAACUCCUCGAAUGAAAACGAUAUGGAAGUCGAUUUGACGGAGGACAACUUUGUCGCUUCGACUCAGGAGUCAAUCGACAUCAUCCUUCAGCACAAUAAUAUCUCAAGCCUCUGGCAGUACAUGCUAAGCCAGUUGCAGGAGACAUUCAUGGUUCGGUCGACGGCUUCCUCUACAUAUGCAAGCCAAAAUACGAGUUCAAAUCCACAGAGCGAACAUGAGCCACCAAGUGCAACACCUCAAUCCGUUACAUUAUUGGAUGAUCCACCCCAAUCGACCUUACCAACCCUCCUGUCUCCACUUCUUACGGCCCAGUAUCUCUCUUCAAGACUUAUGUCCAGCACUGACCCUUCAAAGCCGCAAAUUAUUGGCUCCAAGAGCGUCAUCUUCAAUCCCUCGUUUCUCAGAAGCUAUUUAUAUGAUACAUUGGCUUUCUGGCGAGGCGAGCGAGAACCAAAGGGCGUGGUGCUUUCGGAUGCAUGGAAGUGUCGUGUUUGCGAGUUUCGUGACGGUUGUGCCUGGGUCAAAGAACAAGAUCAACGUGCCCUAAACGAUAGUUUGGAGAGAAGACGUAUCCGGGAGGAAGGUGUCGGCAUCGGCGUCGUGGGUGAUGAGGUGACAAGGAGUCAUGUAUAG